Haliotis rubra (blacklip abalone) is the source of this 3954-nucleotide messenger RNA. RefSeq lists its product as uncharacterized. The record is from RefSeq and is a predicted model, not a curated record. NCBI's taxonomy places the organism in Eukaryota, Metazoa, Mollusca, Gastropoda, Lepetellida, Haliotidae.
GCCAAUCGGUGAGAUCGUUAGACACUCGUAAGGCCGGCACAAGACGCUCGUUUACCUGUAUUCCAAGGGAGGGUUUUACCUGAUGAGUUACCUGUCGGGAUUACCUGUCAGUUAAAUCCAGGUACAGAACAAACGUCCUAAUGUGAUGUGAGUACAACUUGGGAAUAAUUUCAACAGAGAAUAAUGACCAUCAGCUUCCUGUGAAAUAUCUGCAUUCACUUUAGCGAACAUCUGCCAUAUUUGUGAUAUCACAAUGCGUCACGCAUGCGUACUCCUGCUAGUUAUGUCCCUGUACCUAGCACGUGAGUGCGUUCAUGGCGGGAAAUACAAAUGGAUGAGGUAUGACAGUUUCGACGAACUGGACGCCCAAUUCAUCUCCGUGAACGGCCAGAACUGCAAGUCCAAGUCCAAAGACGACUUGUACUUCAGAGAAGAUGCUGUAUCCCAGCUGCCGAAAUACAACCAGCUUCUAACCCAGGCGUGGUACGUCAACAGAACCGCCCUGAUCCACCUCCACAACAUGGCGCUCAACCGUGCCUUCUUCUUCAGCUACAUCCUGCAGAAGAUGAACGACACGACCAACUUCAGAAUCAUGCCAAACUGGUUAUACAUGUACAUGUCUGUGGCGGCAGACGUCAACGCCAACCCGUACGGUCUCAACGGCAGCGCCAUCUACUUCGACACCAACUGCUCCUACCCAAACUGGUACACGACCGUCAACUUCAACAGCACCCUGCCGAGGUUCGCGCCCAAAGCAUGGAGAUGGGAUGACUACAAUGAUCAGGAUAAUUAUCUCCGAGAAGCUACCCGACGGGUGGUCAUGAUUAACGACAUCGGCGCUGGCCGAGGGUCGGAUUAUUCCAAUUCCGGUUUCAAGAUGAAUCCUUGGUAUGAGAAAUGGCUACCUGACAUUGCUGGAGACAUGGACUCUCUAACAAAGUACACCUACAAUGUCGGAAUCAGGUACUCCAACGGGACGGGCAGCUUCACCCACAAGGAGUUCCUAGCCAGCAACUUCUUCGGCCCGUCCUCCCCCAGUCAGAACGAGAAGGAUGACCGGAUGUUGCCGGUCGUCUGGACCAGGCCCUACUAUGACUGUGGGCGAUCCAACAAGUGGAUUGUCAGUGCAACCUCUCCCGUGGUAGACUACAUGCCCAGAUACUCCAACUGGACACAUCUCAGGCGGCAGAGGUUUGUUGGCGUGAUCUCCAUGGACAUCGACUUCAACCAGAUAGACUACAACGCAUGUCCGGUCAGUAUAGGCAAUCCAGGUCCAAGCUUUCUGUCCGGAGUGUCGCGCUGCAAGACCAAGACUACAGGUUGCAAGCACAAACCUGGCUUCAAGUUCAGGCGUGGUGGGUACGUGUGCGUGUGUCGUCCAGGCUACAGCUACCCCAAGUGGAGACCCCCUUUCCAGGGCGGCGACAUCGAACAAGCGACCGAAGAGGAAUACAACAAUGGCUUCCAAUGCACGUCCACUGACUUCCGACAGGUACUUCCGGUUGUUGAUACGCUAGAGGGCGUGACCAUCGAAGGAGGGUCCAACACCCUGACCAGUGGCGGCGUGGACCUUGGCACCAGCGGUUUGACUUCACGGUUCAAAUCACGCCGUCUACGAUCAAUCAAUGAAUCUUACGAGGAGGAAGUGUUUGUGAAGUCUGAACAAGAAGAGACCAACAGCAACAGCAACAGCAACAUAGACUACGGCUAUUAUAACAUCCCGAACAUCUACCCUCAACCCGAGCACCUGACUAUCAGGAAGCUGACCCCAAAGCAAGUCCUCAAGAUCCGAAAAGGACUUCAAAACGGUCGUCAGAAGUACAUCAGUAAACACACAAUGAGGGAACUCAGGGAAUAUUGGCAUGACACAUUCAAUGUAACAAAAAAGAGAAGAAAAAGAUCCACAGCAUUUGACCCCAAAGCUUUCGACAGGAUGAUGAGCAUCUUUCGACACAAGGAAAGCGUAACAGGUGAAAACUGUCACACAAAAGAAUCAUCCUUGCUGACAAUGGCGGGAGAUGUCGGGUAUGGCGUUGACCAGCAGUUUGAGAUGGAGGCAAGGACUGCGUUAAGACUAGCUCAUUUCAUCAGCAAUUACCUCCAAAACACUGAUCCUAAUGAAAACUUUGGCAAUCUACAAGGUGGUGGACGACUCCAUAUUGAACACCUCUUCGGCGAGGUCAUCGCCAACGUCAUGGGCAAUUUCAAAAUCCGUUCCAGCGGGGUGUUCUUUGACAGGAACCAGUUUGUGAAUCAGGACGAGACAGUUAGAGAGUUCUUCGGACCUUUAGCUUAUAAGAAAGCAGGGAGCUUCUAUUCUGUGGACACAGCGGGUCUGAAGAAACAAUACGUGGAUGAAGACUGGUUCCGGAAGGAGAAAUCCAGAUGGGGGACCAACACCAAUGGGUUGAAGACCUACAAGAUGCGAUCCUUUAUCAGGUCCGAUCCUGCAGGAACCAGUACAGUUAGACAUGAGUACUUCCCGCUGCGCUACAAGGCCCCGGCCUAUACUGACGGGACAUGGAGGAGGCCCACGUUCAAGUGUGAUGGCAGGGUGGACGAAUGGGUCAUGACGUAUGUGGUUCCGUUCUUUGGACUUGACCAGCUAAAGAGGAAGCUGAAGUUUAAGGGUGUUGUAACCGUGGAUGUUCCUCUCGGCCUCCUGGAAAUCAACCAGUGCCCACAGAACUUCUAUGUCGCUAACGCCUUCAAGAAUACCGCUAGGUGUGACCAACGGUCAACCAAGUGCGGCCGCCUGGCGGGCUUCAAGUUCCUACGUGGCUCCUACCGUUGCACGUGCAGGGAGGGGUAUGAGUACGGCCACAUGGAUGGCAAGUUCUGGAUAGAGGGGUCACUUCUCGAACUGGAGUGGGAAAAGAAGAUCAGAGGUAUUUUCAGCAGAUUUGACGCUUUGAAAUGUCGGAUAUCUUCAUCACCAGCGUCUUCGUUCAGCGGCAUUCUUCUUGGGCUCACUGCAGUUAUCUCCCUUGUUUGGACAAGAACCGACCUAUGCCUUUUCUAGACGCUUGGCGCCUAUCAACAGGAAUGAGGAAGAAUUGAACACUUUCAAUAUAAAGAUUAAUCGUUUUCCCAAACGUAAAACAGUUCUGAAAUGGCAUCCUCAAAGGAUACAUAUUCAGAACGAUUUAAUAAGGUGUUAAUUGCGCCGUAUCAGCGAAAACCACAGUACAAGCUAGACCUCCCUUGAAGGGCCAAAGUGUUGAGAUAAUAAACAGGCUAGGUCAUAAACUGUGCCUAAAUGGCAGUCAAAGACGAAUAGGCUAUCGGAAUUCAUAACGUUUUAUUGUAUAUAUUGUUGCGAAUUGUGAAUUGUACUUGAUGGUGUGCAGCACGUGCUGUAUGUGCUCAAUGUUGUAUUUAGCGUCUCCUUGUAUUGUUUUGUUAAACGGAAAGAUAAAAUGUUGCACUUGUUUAAGGGUGAAAGAACCAGAUAUCCAUCACACAUCAAAAGAAUUACUCACAAACUUUUGCAAUUUUGCCAUUAUGAUCAAAACACCAGUUUGAUUAUGUUUUCAACAUUGUGCCAUUUCAACGAGCGACCAUGAUAUUUUAUGUUACAUGCAAUGGCACUAACUCUUCCUAUUUAUAUAUCUAACAUUCAAUGACACCUCUCUGACACAUGUGACUUGGUAUCCAGCUUCACACGUAAGGCUGAAACAUGACAAAAAUGGUUACAUGAGAAAAGCUGGAUUGUCUGGUCCAGAUCGCUGCCAUGUACGGUGUUUGCCCUUAACCCUGAAAAGCAGCAGGCCCUAAGGACCCAGAACCUUAAAAAGUUGUGGGUAUCACAAUGACACAUAAUUAAUGUUCGUUGUCCUGUGUGUGACUUAGCACACUACUAGAAUGCUAGUUGUGAGAAUCAUCUAGUAGGGCAUCUUGUUCGUUGUUUAUGGUGGGCAUUACCGUAUUCACGAACAUAAAUGAUACUCGUGC